AUGGAGUGCUGCUUAUCGGAAGAGGCCAAGGAACAGAAACGUAUCAAUCAGGAAAUUGAAAAACAACUGCGCCGUGACAAGAAAGAUGCUCGCCGUGAACUUAAACUGCUCCUACUGGGUACUGGUGAAUCUGGGAAAUCCACUUUUAUCAAGCAAAUGCGAAUUAUUCACGGCAGCGGCUACUCUGACGAUGACAAACGCGGCUACAUUAAGUUGGUGUUCCAAAAUAUAUUCAUGGCAAUGCAGUCGAUGAUCAAAGCCAUGGAUCUGCUCAAAAUAGAAUAUGGAGGGGCGGAGAUUCGCGAAUAUGGUGAGCUGGUGAUGAGCAUUGACUACGAAGCUGUUACACGAUUGGAGGAUCCAUUUUUGAAAGCUCUCCAUGGUCUUUGGGAAGAUGCUGGCAUACAGGAGUGCUACGAUCGCCGAAGAGAAUAUCAAUUAACAGAUUCAGCUAAAUACUAUUUGAGCGACUUGGAGCGUAUUGAACAAGCUGAUUAUUUGCCUACUGAACAGGAUAUUCUGCGUGCUCGUGUGCCCACAACUGGAAUACUGGAAUAUCCAUUUGAUUUGGAUGGCAUCGUUUUCAGAAUGGUGGAUGUUGGAGGUCAGCGUUCGGAGAGAAGAAAGUGGAUUCAUUGCUUUGAGAAUGUGACCUCAAUCAUAUUUUUGGUGGCGCUUUCUGAAUAUGACCAGAUCUUGUUUGAAUCUGAUAAUGAGAAUCGCAUGGAAGAAUCGAAAGCUUUGUUUAGAACCAUAAUCACAUACCCGUGGUUCCAGAAUUCAUCUAUUAUUCUAUUUAUGAACAAGAAGGAUUUGUUCGAGGAGAAAAUUAUGUACUCGCAUAUGGGGGACUAUUUCACUGAGUAUGAUGGUCCAAAGCAGGAUCACGCAGCGGCCAAGCAGUUUGUGUUGAAAAAAUACUUGGCUUGCAAUCCGGAUCCAGAGCGUCAAUGUUAUUCGCAUUUCACAACAGCCACAGAUACCGAAAACAUCAAACUUGUGUUCUGCGCUGUCAAAGAUACAAUUAUGCAAAAUGCACUUAAGGAAUUCAAUUUGGGUUAA
This is a messenger RNA of Drosophila hydei, 1062 nucleotides long. RefSeq names its product G protein alpha q subunit. Gene Ontology annotation, molecular function: G protein-coupled receptor binding; G-protein beta/gamma-subunit complex binding; guanyl nucleotide binding. The coding region runs from base 1 to 1062 and encodes 353 amino acids. Gene Ontology annotation, cellular component: heterotrimeric G-protein complex. Gene Ontology annotation, biological process: adenylate cyclase-modulating G protein-coupled receptor signaling pathway. NCBI's taxonomy places the organism in Eukaryota, Metazoa, Arthropoda, Insecta, Diptera, Drosophilidae. The transcript has 8 exons. The record is from RefSeq and is a predicted model, not a curated record.